AUGAUAUGGACAAAAGAUAUAAAUCAAACAACAAAAAUUUAUCGUAUUGGUGGCAGCGAGUUGAAAAAUAAAUAUUUCACAAAUACUAAUUUUAGUUCAAAUGAAAUAUUUUUAAAUAAUGGAAAUCCAACAGCUUGUCCAAAGCAUUGUGCUUUUAAAUUAUCUACAAAUAUACGAUCCAUUGAUGGUGUUGUACUUCAUCAAGAUAAUAAGGGACGAGCACCGCCACCUGGUUUCAUGGAUUUUAAUGAAACUGAAGAAUUAUUUUGCGCUCGAUCAUUUGGUGAUUGUGGCGCUAAAGCACCAAUUUAUCGAUAUCGGAAUAGAAAUCAACUAACAAAAACUAAUGGAUAUGCAUAUUCAUUUCGUGCUAAUCAAUUAAUUAAUGGUUACAUUCGUGAACUUAAUCCAAUCUGUUAUGGAUGGAAAGAUAGUAGUAAUAAAUUUAAUGAUAAUGAAAUUAUCGAUGGUAAAGAUCCAACAGAUUGUGUGCUAAUUCCAAAUAUACCAAAUGGACAGAUACUUUAUAAGCCAUCAGAAAUAUCGGAAAAUUCGGAGACAGUAAUGAUGGGAAGCUUUGCGACAUUACAUUGUAAUGAAGGCUAUAAACCAACAACACAAAAUCAGGUAGCAUGUAUCACCGGUACAUGGUAUCCGAUGGUUGAACUUGGUGAAUGUGUACCAAUUUCUACCGAAAUAGCAAAAAGUUGUGCACCAUUACCACCACAUGAAAAUGGUUAUAUUUUGUAUAGUCAGCAUGGUACUGAUAAAUUACCAAAUGGUACAUUAGCAUAUCUAAGAUGCAAUGGACACUAUCGUCCAUUAUUUACCAGACAAUCGCAAUGUGACCAUGGUCAGUGGUCAACCUUAAAACUUGGAAUUUGUCAAUUAAUUACCAACAACAGUUGUUCACCACUUCCAUUUGUACAAAAUGGAAAGAUUAUUUAUUUAAUGGGCAAUGAAACUAAUAUAACAACCGGAACAGUUGCUGAACUGAAAUGUCCACCGGAAUAUGCUAUUAAUGGUAUCGAUACACUGAUAUGUGAAUCAAAUGGUUGGUCACCUGCUUCAACUCUUGGAACUUGUCAAAAGGAUAUCAAACAAAGUGAUCAACGAGAGAAACGACAGGAGAUGAAAACAUGUUCCAAUGGUCAUCCAAUUGUUUCUAAUGGUAAAUUAGCAUAUUCAAAUGAACCAAAUAUAUUUGGAGCUUAUCCAUCUGAAACGAUUGCAAUUGUACGUUGCAAUGAUGGCUACACAAUUUAUGGUGCGCUUUUGUCAGUAUGUCAAGAUUCUAUUUGGAAACCACCAAAUUUAGGAGUAUGUAUUCCCUCAUCAACAGCUGCGUCAAUUUCACCCAAAAAUUCAUGUUUAUUUGGAUUAUUAACUCCAAUUGGUGGUACCAUAACUUAUAAUAAAGGUGGCGCAUUUGGACCAUUUCCGCCUGGUACCAUAGCUAAGUUAAAAUGUGUAAAUGGUAUCUCACAUGGACCAGCGUUAGCUGUUUGUGAUAAUGGUUCAUGGAUUCCUCAUCAAAUGGGUCAAUGUUCAUUGUCAAAUUUCGAAAAUUCCUCAAUUAUUCAAUCCGUUUCUAACUGUAUGAAUGAUUAUCCAGUACCAGAAAAUGGUUUUGUUGUUUAUUCAAACAAUGCUAAUAACCAUCGGCCAUUUGCGCCAUUAACCAGAGCCAAUGUACAAUGCAAUCCUGGCUAUCUACCAAUUGGCCCAAUAAUUGCAAUUUGUCACAAUGGAAUUUGGUAUCCAUCGAUGUCAACGCAAUGUAUUCGGUAUAAUAGUGGUAGUAAUUGUGUUACCGGUAUAGCACCACCAAUGAAUGGUUAUAUUACCUAUAGCACCGGUUCAAACAAAAGGCCAUUUCCAUCAGGAACGGUUGCAACUAUCAGUUGUGAUUAUGGUUUUAAAUCAGUUGGUGCAAUUUCAUCCACAUGUUUAAAUGGCAUUUGGUCACCAUUAGUACUGGGACAAUGUGUUGACACAAAAUCAAAACUUUUUGGUGUACCAAUUGAAAGUUCAAUAAGUGUAACUGAAGCAAAAUAUUGUCCACCGCUUGUAUCACCUAUUAAUGGACAAAUAUUUUAUUCAAAUAAUUCAAAAAUGGGGACAUUUCCUAGUGGUACCAUAGGUACCGUUAUUUGCAAUUCAAAUUAUAUACCACUUGGCUUAUCAACCGCUGUAUGUACCAAUGGUGUUUUUUCACCAUUAAUUUUAGCAAAUUGUAUACCGGAACCAAAAAAUGUUGAAAAUUUAUUACAAAUUAAAGAAUUACCAUGCAUACCGAUACCAAAACGAACCAACGGUGAAUUGAAAUAUUCAAAUAGUAUUGCACCUAUAUAUAAUUCAAAAACAACUGCAAAUCUUGUAUGCAACCUUGGUUUUGUUCCAAUUGGUCCAAUCGAGACAACCUGCAUAAAUGGUCAAUGGCAACCAACGUUAGGCUUUUGUCAACAAAGUAUAAUUGGUCCAGAAACAAGCCAAGUUUUUAUUCCUGGCCAAUGUCUAUUUGAAUUACCUGCUAUAGCAAAUGGAAACAUUCGAUAUUCUGCCGAAAAUAUAUUGCCACCAUAUAAUAGUGGAACAACAGCGGUAUUAAUUUGCAAUAGUGGUGCAACUCCAAUAGGAACCAAAUUAUCAACCUGCAUUAAUGGAUCGUGGAAUCCACCGAUAUUAGGCCAAUGUCCAAUGAAUGGUUAUGGUAGAGAUAAUUUGGGAAUUAGAUUAAAACAAAAUACGCUAGCAACAAUUACCUGUCCUACUUCGCCACCUGUUUCUAAUGGAAAGAUAUAUUAUAGUAAUAUGAGUAAAAAUGAUAAAUACGCAGCUAAUACGAUAGCAAAUUUAAUUUGUGAUGAUGGUUACGUAUUAGUGGGACCGUCAACAUCUUACUGUCAAGGUGGCAUUUGGUCACCUUGGCCUGGUGUUGGUAGCUGUCAACCUUAUGAACAAAACCAACAAUAUAUUACAAAUAAAAUUAAACAAACGGAUGUUUUUUGUUCUAAAAUAUCAUUUACACCUGCAAAUGGAAUAAUAAUUUAUAAAAAUAAUGAAAAUACCAAUUGGUAUCAAAAUGGCGCAAGCGCAAAAUUACAAUGUAAUCCUGGCUAUCAAAUUUAUGGUAAACAAAUGACAUAUUGUCAUGAUGGCUUAUGGAUACCACCAAUUGGAAUUUGUCAACAAAUUAAAAUUAAUGAUUCUUGUGAACCAUUAAAAUCUCCACAAAAUGGAAAGGUUUACUACAUUUACAACAAUUACACAAAAGAUUAUCAAAUCGGUACGACGGCUAUUUUAAGCUGCCGGAAAGGAUAUCGGAUAGAAGGUGUGACAACAUUAAUAUGUAACAAUAAUGGUUGGACACCAAAUGAUGGUUUUGGAAUUUGCAUUCCUGUUGAUAACAUUUUCCGGAAACACUGA
Brugia malayi is the source of this 3429-nucleotide messenger RNA. RefSeq lists its product as uncharacterized. The transcript has 20 exons. Lineage: Eukaryota; Metazoa; Nematoda; Chromadorea; Rhabditida; Onchocercidae. Bases 1 to 3429 code for a protein of 1142 amino acids. The record is from RefSeq and is a predicted model, not a curated record.